UCUAACUAAAAUUACGGAGCACGGGAGUCAUAGACACUUCCAAAGAUUACACUAUCUGAACUAUAUUUGAAAUUACAAGGUCUCGAAGUCAUAACAUAGUAUUUCUUAUAACUGUUAUCAACUCUGUGAACUAGAGGUAAAUAGGAUUUCGUCUGUACAAAGGUUUCAAAAACUUCCACUCACAACCAUCUAACAUGGUUUCGAAUACUAAGGUUUUAUGGUUCUUAUCUUCGAAAAAACUCGGUUUGAAUAUAUUUUCAAUCAUUCGGAGAUUUUCAUCUGAUAAUGGCGUGAUCAUUCAAGAAAUCAAUGAUAAAGGAAUACUCAUUUUCAACAGACCAAAAGUGCACAACGCUAUAAACAGUGUCAUGAUGGCAAAUUUUUACGGAGCACUCAGAAAAUUUGAAAACGACAAAAAGAAGCUUCUCAUAGUAAAAGGUUCUGGGGGAAGAGCAUAUUGCGCAGGAGGUGACCUAAAAGCACUCACGAAAGAUGGAAGAAAUGAUGGUGGUGAAAAACAUGAAUUACUGAAAUACUCGAACGCUUGUAUUUUAUGGAUGUCUGCCAGAAAAAUUCCCAUUGUCGCAUUAGUCCAUGGAAUUACUCUUGGUGGCGGAGUUGGUCUGGCUGUGUUCGGAAAAUAUCAAGUAGCCACCGAAAAUACUUUGUUGGGGAUGCCAGAAUCGAAAAUUGGUUUUCACCCGAAUUGUGGGGCAUCGUAUUUCUUUACUCGACUAAAUGGCCGACUGGGUUGGUAUCUUGGUCUAACUGGUCAGAAUAUUAACGGUGCAGAUGCUGUGAGGAUCAGUCUGGUUUCCCAUUACUGUCAUAGCAGCAAAUUACCAGCACUAGAAAACCAAUUGCUCAAGUGUGCUAAUGAGACUGAAGUAGCUAAUACUUUAGAUGAAUUUUGCGAAAGCGACAUACCAGAAUUUUCUCUAGGGCAUGCGAAAAACACUAUUGAUAGAUGCUUCUCAGCUUACUCUGUAGAAGAAAUUCUAUCGAGGUUAACAGAAGAUGGAUCGACUUGGUCCAAAAAUACGAUUGAAACUUUGACUAAACUAUCACCAACCAGCUUGAAAGUAAUACUGAAGCAACUUAAUAAGGCCAAAGAAAUGACUCUUAGAGAAUGUCUAAUAAUGGAAUACAACUUAACAAAUAACUUUUGGAAGUCAGACGAAACACAUGAAGGAAGGCGGCUAGUUCAGUAUUGCCAUGGUUCCAUAUAAUAAAGGUGUCGUCAACGUAUCUCAUCCAGACUCGGGGUUUCUUGUGGGAUGAUGCUUCAAUGGCCAGAGUUUCCAACCACUCCAUAUAUAUGUUGGCUAUAACUGGUGAAAUUGGCAAUCCCAUUGGCAGUUCUUCAU
Messenger RNA from Leptinotarsa decemlineata (Colorado potato beetle), 1367 nucleotides. Its product is annotated as 3-hydroxyisobutyryl-CoA hydrolase, mitochondrial. Gene Ontology annotation, biological process: L-valine catabolic process. Gene Ontology annotation, molecular function: 3-hydroxyisobutyryl-CoA hydrolase activity. Gene Ontology annotation, cellular component: mitochondrion. NCBI's taxonomy places the organism in Eukaryota, Metazoa, Arthropoda, Insecta, Coleoptera, Chrysomelidae. The record is from RefSeq and is a predicted model, not a curated record.